Molecule: messenger RNA, 1275 nt
Organism: Serendipita indica DSM 11827
Lineage: Eukaryota; Fungi; Basidiomycota; Agaricomycetes; Sebacinales; Serendipitaceae
Source: the annotation of a GenBank genome assembly
AUGGAGACUCGAGAUGGGUUUAUAGAGCGACUCUCGAGGACGUAUCGAGACUCGAAUGUCUUUAUCUUUAGCCUUCCACCAGAAGCGGGGAAAUACGACCUAGAAGGCGCGAAUUGUCCCUCGUGCCCGAUGUAUCUCAGCAGCUCGUACAAACUCAAGCGUACUCCGUCCGGCUACGUUUGUUCAUCUACUUUGACAGGUCACAUAAUACAUGCGUUCUUCAUAGACGACCUCGAGCUCUGGGUGACCGACUUCAAUGCUAUUGGCGAAGUUGGGCAAGAGUUGGCCCUCAUUUCCCAGGUCGCCAGUCCCCGACUCAAUGCUGAUAUUUCAUUCGGCACCGGUGGUCAGCAAGCAGCUUCCCAGCCCCAAAUAGAUGUCUCUUCAAGGAGGGAGGAACACUCGGGCUUACUCGCGGUAGAGGAAUCAGGAGCUGAUGAACCUAUUCCAUCGGAACAAGACGGUUCAGCGGAAUCUUGGGACGUGGAAAUCAUGUACUGGCCUCCAAAGCCCGGUGAUGGCUAUCUUGCUUGGCCUCCUCGUGUAACGCAGGUUCCUUAUCGAAUCCUCUCUGACGACGAGGUAGUAGUCAACAUAAGGUCCGAACUUCCGCCCGAGCUUCAACGUGCACUUUAUGGUACCGAAUCAGACUGGAGAUACGUCUCAUAUUACGACAUGGAGCGGUCUAUAUGGGUGACCGACGCCGUUUCGCCUGAGUGGGCUCCCGUCGUUAGGGGCCGCCCGCUCCUUCUCCGCCAUUUCACAGUGCAAGACGACCAAUGCUUAGGUUGGGAAGCCACCGUUGAAGCUGCUGGCUUCAAGGUGCUUAGACCAAUCUUGGAAGGACAAGUCGAAGAGUCAUCAACCAAAUCCAAGUCUAACGAGGGCUUGGAUUCUCGAUCUACAAAGCGUCGACGCGUCUGCCUCGCCAGGCCACAGAGUACCUCUACGAAAACUCCUAGGAAUAUCCGGAGAGACAGAAGAGAGCGUCAGUAUGAUCGCGGAUCCAGUCGAGGAAAACCGAGUUGGUGGAUGACCAUGUCCGCCGGCGGGGUCAUCACUGGUCUGAAGGAGAUAGAAAGACUGAAAGGUGUUGAUGUGAGAGCAACACUAAGACAGCGUUUUGAGCGAGUCUUCCCAGAGAAGCAAUUCGCGCUCUCGACUGUGAAGCGGAUGAUUACUGCCUUCAACUGCUUAUCCGAAGACGAUAUCAAGCGAUAUUCGAACCAGGACUCGGAACGUCCAUGGAGUGAAGUCUACGCACGGGCAAAGUAG